Priapulus caudatus is the source of this 2641-nucleotide messenger RNA. Its product is annotated as tubulin-folding cofactor B-like. The record is from RefSeq and is a predicted model, not a curated record. Gene Ontology annotation, cellular component: microtubule plus-end; cytoplasm; nucleus. Lineage: Eukaryota; Metazoa; Priapulida; Priapulimorpha; Priapulimorphida; Priapulidae. Gene Ontology annotation, molecular function: alpha-tubulin binding; microtubule plus-end binding. Gene Ontology annotation, biological process: post-chaperonin tubulin folding pathway; cytoplasmic microtubule organization; tubulin complex assembly.
UAAGGUGCACAAGUUUGAACUUACCGAUGAGGAAUAUGCAAAGCGCUCUGAUUCUGUAAAAGCAUUCAAGGAAAAACACAAACUUGGCAUAUAUGAGGAUCCAGAAAAGAAAGAAAGAGAGAUGAAACUAGCAGAAGAAAAUGAGAAGCAACUUGCGGAGAAUAUAAAAAUAGAUGACAGGUGUGAAGUUUCCAUGUCCAGACAACCGCAAAGGAGGGGUACUGUAAUGUUUGUUGGACCAGUUGAGUUUCAACGUGGUGUAUGGGUGGGUGUUAAACUUGAUGAACCAAUGGGUAAAAAUAAUGGCAGUGUUCAAGGAAAGAGGUAUUUUGAAUGCGCACCAAAGUAUGGACGUUUUAUCCGACCUUCACAAAUAACCGUUGGCGAUUUUCCAGAAGAAGGUAUGGAGGACUUUGAUGAACUAUGAUGACCUGGAUGAUGAAUUCAAAUCAUUGAAGGUUUAAUUAACUUUUUUUUAAAUUACAGAUUAGUUUGAAAUUGAAGUUACAGCGUUUUAAUAUUAAUUGGGUGGAUAUUUCACUUUACAAUGUUGCUCAUUAAAUUCAGUAAAAAUGUUUUGAAAAAAUAAAAGUACAUUUGUAUUCCUCUUUUAGCCCAAAAUAUUUUUACUUCCUGCAGUGCCAGUGUUAAUUACAAUAUGUGAUUUCAUUAUUUUUUUAAUAAAAUAUUAUUUUGAAUUACUUUGUGUAAAUUGGUGUACUUUGCAUAGUCUUAAACUGAAUAAAUUCAUCACAUGUAUAUUGUUUUAUACAAAUAUGAAGGAAUCCCAGAACAUCUGCUUCCAUAUUGUUUUAUGUGACUUGACAGAAAUUAAUCAAGCUAAUGUAGCCAAGGUAUUGCCAUUACACGAUGAGCCAAGUGUUUCACUGUCUCCCCUGAAAGGUAUCCCACGCUCUGGCAAUGUGUAACAACACGCUCAAACACAUACCUCCGGUACUGUUGCUCUGUUUUAUCUGUUUGACUAGUUGUGAAUGUAAGGUUAAACCACGUUUUCUAGUUAAGCAUGUCAGCUGUGCUAUGAUUUUCAGGGCUUUCAUGACUGAUUUCUCGUAUAAUUGUGCCAGUUAGGACACCCACAAGACACUAGUGCUGUUUAUUAUGUUAAAUAGAGCUUGCCGACAAUGCAGUAAAUACAACCCGUUGUUGGAGUGUAUACUAAUUCCCGUAAGGAUUCCUGAUUAUUUUUUUCACCAUUACCAUUUUUGGCAUGAAAUCCAAUCGUUCAACAAUACCUAUUUCGAUUUUUGAAUGACUCCCGAUACUGACAGUCUGGUGGACCUUUUAUGGAUACAGCAUGAGAUUUCUUCCAUAGUUGAGAUAUUCAACAACCCAACAUCAUUCACUGUUCUUAAUUUAUGUUUCCUUCAGAUGUCUGUUCAGGCUGUGAAGCAUUUACACCUGUAACACUAACGGUGUUUUCCUAAGCUGGUUACUCUGUAACAUUGUUAGGUAAAAGUGACAAUGAUCUGACUUGGACUGUCCCCCGCUUUAGGCUUACAUCUGUGUUACCAAAAAGAAUGCCUGAACCAAACAUAUACUUGCAUUAAAAUGUAAUAAUAUUUCCUGUAAAAUAACACUAUUGGCGCGUUUUCCCGUUAGACACUGUAAUUUAUUAGCUCUUGACAUCUAUGAUAUCCACAUGGUAGGAUCACGUGUCCAGCUGACAUAGUCACGCCUGCCAGGCGCGCGAGUGAAGACGACAGGAAUGUAUGAGCGUAGCUAGGCGACAUGCAUGCGCUCGCCAAAUACGGCCUUCAAAACCAAGUUGGGAAAUCAGUAGCUUAGAGAGAGAGGGGAAGAGAGAUCAUAGAUAGAUAGACAGAGAGAGAGAGAGAGAGAGAGAGAGAAAGAGACUGCGUAUAUGCAUUCAUUGUGUGGCGGUAUGUUGCCUUAAUUUUAUGACAGCCAUAACGAGACGCAAAUGUUGUACGUGUUGAGUUUGUUAUAAUCUUAAUAAUAUUAUAAAGGCCAAAUUUCAAUGGGAACUUCGGUGUAUUAUUCUUUACCAUAAUUCAUAUUUGGCGUAGUGUAAUCACAGUAGUGUUCUUCGUUUCUAACAUAUAUGCCAAUUAAGUGCCAUUGAUUGCACAUUUGAUUCGAGGAUUGUUUGACACAUUGGAUGUGCUUACUGUGUCGGUGUUACCUAUUUAGCAUACUUUGCUUACAAUACGUCAAACACACGUUUGUUACGGAAACGUUACUCAGAUUAAUUAUCAUCGAACUUUACAAAAUGUUUAAUUGUUUAGACGAGCGUGAGUCAUGUUACGUAGUGUACCGUUAAAAUGCCAGACCAUUGAACGAUGAGAGAAUGUAUAGUUUGUUCAUUUCUUUGCGUCAUUUUGUGAUGAACUUAAAAUACAUGUAGGCGCCUUUGGUAAUUAAUGGCAAUCUUAUGGAUUACAUAUAUACAUAUAAUAUAAAUAUAUAUAGCAUAUAUACAAAAAAUAUCCCCCAUUAUAAGUAGACAUGAACCUGACUUUGAGUAAGUUGUUUGGCACCGUGGUAACAAAAGCCUAGGCGUUGUAAUGUGUAUUUUAAGUUUUUAUCAAAAUAUUUCGGUAAAAAACGCGAAGGUCGAUCGAUUAUGAUUUUUGUUUUAAAAUAAAUGGGUAGAAAACAC